AUGAAGUCCGUGGGCAAACUAUUGAGAACACUGAGUGGAGAUGGCAUGUCGCCUCGCCGAGAUCGCAGGAAUCGAUCUCCAUUGCGCAACAAGUCUCGAUCACUCCGUCGCAAUCGGACCAUGGAAUCCCGACCAAACUCCCCACCCCCCAACGAUGCCCAGCUGUAUUGCAGCGACAUGUAUUCCGAGGAUUACGUCCGGGACAGCAUCGAUGCCGUGGCCAUUGAUAUCCACGUCGACACGAUUGUUUUGGAAGAUUUAAUUGAACGCAACAAUGCACGCCUUACCAAGGCCGUUCUCGAUUUGUUUGUCAAUACCACGCAAAGUGAAUCGUUGGAUGCACAACAGGAACAAGAACAACAAUCUACCGAGUUAAAACAAUCUACCGAGUUACGAGGAUCCUCCAAUACUUCUUCCACGACAUCCUCUUCAACCUUUAUGAGAUCGAGCACGGGAAGUUCAUUGACGGGCAGUUUUAGCCGCAAGAAAUCAAAACAGCAGCAAUCCAUGAUCCAAAAGCGGGUUUGGAAAAGCAUUCUGUUUGUGGACUGCAUCAGCGACGGAGACAGUUAUCAAGCCUAUCUAGAUCAAAAGCGAGAGUUUGUCGCCUCGUUGACCCGGUUUCUUCGCAUGAAGGGCUUCCAAAACGAUUUGCCCAUUCGGUUCAAUGCCAAAAUUGAAAUUCACACACUGCUCGAAGCGCCCACCAUUUUACAACUCUUGCAAGCCAUUCAACAAGACGAUACGGUCACACGGGUCGAAUUCGGGGGAGCGCUCCGACGAAACGAACGACGUGUUCCGGAAGAAUUUGAAAAAUUGAUUGAUCCCGAUACCUUGACGGUCAAGGAAAUUGUCAAGAUUCAUUUGCAUUACGACAAGCAGUCUCUGAAUAUUACCGAAGAAGAUAGUAUGAUCGAGGGACCCUCGAAAGGUAUGCAAGGGGCCCAACUAUCGACACGCAAGGGAAAACAACGACGGGGGAGUCAGCUCGACCCGGGGGUCCUCAUGACCCUUCAACGAUGUGCCUUGAUGUUGGAACGAAAAAUGACACCCAACGGAAGUUUGUUUAUGGAUGCGAGUGACUUGUCCGAUAUCAUGGAUGGCAGUGCCAGGAGUGCACCCAGUUAUACAAUAGACAGUGUCAAACCAUUUGACUUUGAUAGUUCCGAACAAGAUCACUCGGGGAAUAAUGAAGUGGCCGUGUUUUCCUCCGAGUCUUCCAAAUUCAUGACAGAUUCAUCCGAACCUGGCACUCGAUCAUCCGCACGACAGGAAGAAUCAUUCCCCAAUUUUAGACGGGCUCACACCGAUGGGGCUCCGCGAACGGCCGUGGUAUCACGAUAUGCCUUGUCGCCAGGGAAUGCUCCCGUAAAACGAGCUGUUUCGGUGGACGAAACAUUUUGGGACAAGGGCCUGGAUUCCAGUAACCAAGACGCUGGUAGUAGCGAGUUUUGGAAAGCAGAGUCAAUUCCCACCCCAACGCCGUCAUCUCAUCCAACAACUUCCCCUACUAGCAACAUCACGAGUGCACCCACGAGAUCAUCGCGUCAGCAAAGAAUCGCCAACAACAACAACAACACGAAUG
Seminavis robusta is the source of this 1585-nucleotide messenger RNA. Lineage: Eukaryota; Bacillariophyta; Bacillariophyceae; Naviculales; Naviculaceae. The record is from the annotation of a GenBank genome assembly.